Messenger RNA from Penicillium soppii, 1092 nucleotides. Its product is annotated as pyridoxal kinase. Gene Ontology annotation, cellular component: cytosol. Lineage: Eukaryota; Fungi; Ascomycota; Eurotiomycetes; Eurotiales; Aspergillaceae. The coding region runs from base 1 to 1092 and encodes 363 amino acids. The record is from RefSeq and is a predicted model, not a curated record. The transcript is spliced from 6 exons. Gene Ontology annotation, biological process: pyridoxal 5'-phosphate salvage. Gene Ontology annotation, molecular function: pyridoxal kinase activity.
AUGUCAGACCAAUUGGUACCAGAAACCAGGGUCCUCGCUGUAGCAAGCCAUGUCGUCUACGGCCAUGUCGGCAACACAAUGGCCACCUUCGUCAUGCAGUCCCUGGGCUGCGAAGUCGCCGCCUUAAACACCGUCCACUUCAGUAACCACACUGGCUAUCGCCAGUUCAAAGGGACCCGUGCUACUGCGCAGGAAAUAUCGGACCUCUACGAGGGCCUGUGUAAUAGUAACCUGACAGACUUCGACGUUAUGCUAUCCGGCUACGCUCCCAGCGCGGCGGCCGUCGAGGCAGUGGGCACUAUCGGUAUUGACCUGCAGCAGAAGGCAAAAAGCAACCCUGGUUCUUUUUUCUGGGUGCUUGAUCCUGUCAUGGGUGACCAAGGCCGACUAUACGUCAACGACGACGUCGUCCCGGCUUAUAAGAAGAUCAUCCCAUUUGCAGAUUUGAUCCUGCCCAACCAGUUCGAGGCAGAAACCCUUUCCGGCAUCACAAUAACCUCUCUGGCAACCCUAGCGCAGGCAAUCACAGUCAUCCACAAGCUGUACUCAGUCCCACAUGUCAUAAUCACCUCCGUGCAAAUCGCGCAGCUCGAAAACUCAUCCACAGAAAAGGAAACCCUGACCGUCAUCGGCUCCACCACAAAAUCAGACGGCACCCCGCGUCUGUUCCGCAUCGAUGUCCCCGCCCUGGACUGCUUCUUCAGCGGGACGGGCGACAUGUUCGCUGCCCUGACUGUCGCGCGGCUCAGCGAGGCCGUCGCUGACUGUGACCUGCGCACUACCAAGUCUUGGGUUUCACCGGACGAGGUGGCUGCUACGGAUUUACCGCUCGCUAAGGCUACUGUUAAGGUUUUGUCGAGUAUGCAUAGCGUGCUGGAGAAGACGCUUGAGAGCAGGGAGGCCGAGUUGGCGAUUGAAGUUCCCGAUGUUGCAGGGCUUGGUCAGGAGGAGAGGCAGAAGAGGGAGUAUUUGCGGAGGACCAAGGCGGCGGAGGUAAGACUUGUAAGGAACACGAGUGUUCUAAGGAAUCCGAAAAUUCUGUUUGAGGUGCUGGAUUGGAAGAAGGAGGACCUUCCGGUGGAUCUGCAGUAG